Phodopus roborovskii (desert hamster) is the source of this 2209-nucleotide messenger RNA. RefSeq names its product Wnt family member 10A (gene Wnt10a). Gene Ontology annotation, cellular component: extracellular region. The record is from RefSeq and is a predicted model, not a curated record. Gene Ontology annotation, biological process: multicellular organism development; canonical Wnt signaling pathway; cell fate commitment. Gene Ontology annotation, molecular function: cytokine activity; frizzled binding. Bases 388 to 1644 code for a protein of 418 amino acids. Lineage: Eukaryota; Metazoa; Chordata; Mammalia; Rodentia; Cricetidae. The transcript is spliced from 4 exons.
UCGGAAGCGCAGGCUCGCAGCACGGCGCUUGGGGGGGGCUCCCCAGCACCUCAGCCUCGAGUCCCCAGCCCGCUGCACCUCCGGGCCCCCCUAACCCUCUAGAGGCACCAGGAGUUGUCGCAAGGGGGCCUUGGGAAAUUCCCUGGACCCCAGUGCCAGGAGGUGCCCGGUUCGCCCGCUCCCCAUCCACCCCCCCGAGGGCGGUGCCCGGGGGCGCUGCCCCAUGGAGCGGGGAGGCGGGCGCCGUCUGCUGCGGGAGCCGUGACCUGAGUAGGAGCUGUGUGUCGCAGCCGCCCCACCCCUGCCGAUCAUGCGCCGGCGACCCUGGUUCGCUAGUCCCAUCGGGCUGUGAGCCCCCCACUCCCGGCCUGUCAAGGCCCGCGCGCCAUGGGCAGCGCCCACCCUCGCCCCUGGCUGCGGCUCCCACCCCGGCCCCAGCCGCGGCCUGAGCUCUGGGCGCUCCUGUUCUUCCUACUGCUGCUGGCUGCCGCUGUGCCCAGGUCAGCACCCAACGACAUCCUGGGCCUCCGCCUACCCCCAGAGCCUGUGCUGAACGCCAACACAGUGUGCCUGACAUUGCCCGGCCUGAGCCGGCGGCAGAUGGAGGUGUGUGUGCGUCACCCUGACGUGGCCGCCUCUGCUAUCCAGGGCAUCCAGAUCGCCAUCCAUGAGUGCCAGCAUCAGUUCCGGGACCAGCGCUGGAACUGUUCCAGCCUGGAGACUCGGAACAAAGUCCCCUACGAGAGUCCUAUCUUCAGUAGAGGUUUUCGAGAGAGUGCUUUCGCCUAUGCCAUAGCAGCUGCUGGGGUGGUGCACGCAGUGUCCAACGCGUGUGCCCUAGGUAAACUACAGGCUUGCGGUUGCGACGCCUCCAGGCGUGGGGAUGAAGAAGCUUUCCGUCGGAAGUUGCACCGCCUGCAGCUGGAUGCGCUGCAGCGCGGUAAGGGCCUGAGCCACGGGGUCCCAGAACACCCUGCUUUGCCCCCUGCCAGCCCAGGCCUGCAGGACUCCUGGGAGUGGGGUGGCUGCAGCCCGGAUGUGGGCUUCGGAGAACGCUUCUCCAAGGACUUUCUGGACUCCCGGGAGCCUCACAGAGACAUCCACGCGCGCAUGAGACUCCACAACAAUCGUGUUGGCAGGCAGGCGGUGAUGGAGAACAUGCGGCGAAAGUGCAAGUGCCAUGGCACCUCAGGCAGUUGCCAGCUCAAGACUUGCUGGCAGGUGACGCCUGAGUUUCGUGCAGUGGGGGCGCUGCUGCGCAAUCGCUUCCACCGCGCCACUCUCAUCCGGCCGCACAACCGCAACGGUGGCCAGCUGGAGCCCGGCCCCGCCGCUGGGGCACCCUCGCCAGCUCCUGGCACUUCAGGGCUGCGCCGAAGGGCCAGCCACUCCGACCUGAUCUACUUUGAGAAAUCUCCCGACUUCUGUGAGCGCGAGCCGCGCCUGGACUCGGCGGGCACCGUGGGCCGCUUGUGCAAUAAGAGCAGCUCGGGUCCUGACGGCUGCGGCAGCAUGUGCUGUGGCCGCGGCCACAACAUCUUGCGCCAGACGCGCAGUGAGCGAUGCCACUGCCGUUUCCACUGGUGCUGCUUCGUGGUCUGCGAAGAAUGCCGAAUCACCGAGUGGGUCAGCGUCUGCAAGUGAGCGGGCCCAGGCUCCUCUGAGUCUCAGGAAAGGAUCUCCAUCUGGUGCCUGGCUUCUGCAGAUAGCGAUCUGGGCCAGACAGCAAGCAUCCUUAGCUCCUGAGAGAGGUAGUUGGCUCUUCCUGCUCUUAAGAUCUGCAAUCACCAGACAAUCUAGACCUGACUGACACCCACUCUGUGGGUUCCCCUCUUCCAGCUCCUAGCUCAGACAGCUGGGGGUGAUGUUGGAGACUGCCCCACACCCUAGUACGUGUCACCAAAGCAGCCCAGCCUGGCAGGCCUAUUUCCUGUCAUAUUUCUCCCCUUCCCCAGGAGUGGCAGGCAUUGCACUGAAGCUGAUGGACUGGGGGAAGAAAACUAAAAUGAAGAAAUAGGCACGAUCAGGCUGAAGUGAUGAUUCUAUAAGGCCCCAGAUACCCUCUUGCAGAGGGUUCUGCCCCUAUUGUUCAUUUAACAGAUAUUUAUUUUGCACUCUCUUUGUGGCGCUCUCUGGGGAAAGAGAGGCCUUCUGGAGUUUACAGGCUUACUAAGGCAGGUGGGCAAUAAACCAGUAAACACACAAACAA